AGCCAGAUAACCUCGUGGGGCGCACCUUUUGAGUUUACUCGUGGCUGAAGCUUUAAAGGGUCUUGCUACAUAUUCCGAGUCUUUAAAAAUAGCAACACUUCAGUUUUUUUCCAUAUACUCACAUAUUUGUUCAAAAAAUGUACGAGGUCCAACCACGGCAAGUAGAUAUUGCGCUUGUUAUCGCAUGCCACGACGGCAAUUUUGAAGAAGUCAAACGAUUGGUAGAGGAUGAUGAUGCAGAUAUAUGUUACCAGGAUUUUAAAACUGGAAUGAGCGUAUUAAUGGUUGCGGCAGGAGCUGGACACACAGAUAUUGUAAACUAUUUAUUAUCAGAAGGUGCCCCCUGGAAUGCAGUUGAUCGAAGCUAUUUGUGCGCCGGGGAUUAUGCCGCUAGAAAUAAACAGCAAGAUUGUAUUGAUAUCCUGAUGAAUCAUGCAGUUAUGUCUGAGUUACUUUUGUGUAUUGCAGUAAACAAGUCAGAUGAAGGAGAGUCUUUGAAGAAUGUUGAUUCUAUGGAUCUUACUACUACUGUAAACACACGUGCAAAUAAUUCCUCAGAAGCUCUUAACGCUUCUUACCUUUCUAGUCGACUGGAGUAUUCUGAUGACAGAAAAUGUCUCAUUGACACUAAUACUCAUCUAGCUGUAAUGAUGGAUUGGGAAACUCCAAUAAUGGAGAAACAUGCAGCGUGGAUUUGUCAUGCAGACGAAAUAGAUAGUACUAUCAAUUCACCUAUUCGAGUUUUAAAUGUUGGAUUUGGUUUGGGGAUUGUUGACACGGCUAUACAAAAGUAUUCACCUGACUCACAUUAUAUAAUAGAAGCUCAUCCGGAGGUGUUGGAGAAAAUGAAGUCCGAAGAAUGGUUUGCUAAGCCUGGCGUCAAGAUAAUUCCAAGUAAAUGGCAAGAUGCGGUCGUUUUAUUAGCCAAAGAAAUUGAUGACGGGGCCAUUCCAAGGUUUAGUGGAAUAUUUUUUGACACAUAUGCAGAGGACGAUAAUGAUUUGAGAGAAUUUCAUACGUGGUUACCCAAACUUCUUUCUUUACCUAAUCAAAAAAGUGUGGGAGAUCCAUUUUUCUCAGGAAGGUACUCUUAUUAUAACGGUUUGUGUCCUGACAAUGUAUUUUUUCACGGAGUCGCAUGCGAAACAAUGAGGUUGCAUUUAAAAAGGCUGGGAAUAAGUUGUAUAUUUGACCCAGUUGCUGUCGACGUUGCAGACCAAGAGAUGUGGAAAGAUGUUUCUCAAAGAUAUUGGUAUUUUGAUACAUAUUUCUUGCCAAAGUGUACUUUUGAUCCUGGCGAAAAGGACUAAUAAAGUUUAUUCCGUCAAAACACAAUGUUUUGUUUGUUGAGGUUUUAAAACAUCAGUGUGCUUUAUCAAAGCGCUAAUAUUUUCGUAUACUGUUUCGUCAUUCCCAAUGCGUACGCGUGCUUAAACAAGUUAAUUUUGAUUCAAUGAUUAGUAGUAAUUUUAUCAUCAUUUAUCGGCAGUGUAAAGGAAAUGAGUCGAAUCCUUCUUCUUGCACUAUAUGGUACACAGUGCUUCUAAAACGGAGAUUCACUGUUAAUUCAUGGCUGUUCGACAUAACGGAUAACGACGAAGUCUAAUAGUCAGACUUUAAUUUCAUGGGUUUGUUAUUGACCUACAAGAAGUCAUUGACGUUGUAAAUAAAUUUUAAUCAUGUUUGUC
Schistosoma intercalatum is the source of this 1688-nucleotide messenger RNA. Lineage: Eukaryota; Metazoa; Platyhelminthes; Trematoda; Strigeidida; Schistosomatidae. The record is from the annotation of a GenBank genome assembly.